GAUAACAAGAAAUGACUGAUUCUUAAAUCACUUUAUGAAAACCUGCCGAACUUUUUCACGAAUUUGGUAAAUCUUUCCAUUUUUGGAAACAAUGGUCAUUGAAACCCUUUAAGAGCAUCCCUUCUUUAUCUUCAUCUCUUUCAUCUGUUUGUCUUCUUCAGUAUCUUAUCACCAUUUUAGAAAAUCCAUUUCUAGAGAGAGAGAGAGAGGGGAAAAAAUGGCUCGUGGGAAGAUCCAGAUCAAGAGAAUAGAGAACCAAACAAACAGGCAGGUGACUUAUUCCAAGAGAAGAAAUGGACUCUUCAAGAAAGCUCAUGAACUCACUGUUCUUUGUGAUGCUAAGGUUUCAAUUAUCAUGAUCUCCAGUACGCAGAAGAUCCAUGAGUAUAUUAGCCCUACGAGCACGACAAAGCAGUUGUUUGAUCAGUAUCAGAAUGCUGUUGGGGUCGAUCUUUGGAUCACCCACUACGAGAAAAUGCAAGAGCACUUAAGGAAGCUGAAGGAUAUUAAUAAGAAUCUUCGAAGAGAGAUUAGGCAAAGAAUGGGAGAGAGCUUGAAUGAUCUAAACUACGAUCAAAUCGUUAAUCUUAUUGAAGAUGUGGAUGAUUCUCUGAGGAAGAUUCGUGAAAGAAAGUACAAAGUGAUUGGCAACCAGAUCGAGACUAGCAAGAAAAAGUUAAGGAACGUCGAAGAAAUUCACAGAAAUAUACUUCUGGAAUUUGUAAGCACCUAA
Molecule: messenger RNA, 733 nt
Organism: Olea europaea var. sylvestris
Lineage: Eukaryota; Viridiplantae; Streptophyta; Magnoliopsida; Lamiales; Oleaceae
Product: floral homeotic protein DEFICIENS
Exons: 6
Coding region: 218-733 (171 amino acids)
Biological process (GO): positive regulation of transcription by RNA polymerase II
Cellular component (GO): nucleus
Molecular function (GO): RNA polymerase II cis-regulatory region sequence-specific DNA binding; DNA-binding transcription factor activity, RNA polymerase II-specific; protein dimerization activity
Source: RefSeq, a predicted model, not a curated record